Striga hermonthica is the source of this 1215-nucleotide messenger RNA. Lineage: Eukaryota; Viridiplantae; Streptophyta; Magnoliopsida; Lamiales; Orobanchaceae. The record is from the annotation of a GenBank genome assembly.
AUGGAUACAGUUAAACAACGGUCAUCGAUCACCCCAGCUAAGACCCGUUUGGCUAGCGCUUUCGCAAAGGUCCUUAACAUACAAGCCCAAAAGGCAAAAUCUCGCGAAAAGCUGAAAAGGAAUCGUCAAACCAAUCACGGCGAGACUCCCUCACUUGAGGCCGAAAGUGAUGAGAAGCUAAAAGACCGAUUAAUUAACCAAGCUUUUCUCGCGAAGCUCUUCGCCAGCCUGUCUUCUAUUAAGUGCGCUUACGCGCAAAUGCAGUUUGCUGAAUCCCCUUACGAUGCGGAUCGGAUCCAAUCAUCGGAUCAAACGAUAGUCUCCGAGCUGAAAAAUCUCUCCGAAUUAAAACAAUGCUACUCGAAAAAGCUGAUAAAAAACGAGACCUCCUCGCCCGAGAGAACUCUUGCCUUGGCCGAGAUUCAAGAGCAGAGGAGCCUUCUCAAGACAUACGAGGUCACGAUCAAGAAGCUCGAUUUUCAGCUCAAGCUUAAGGACUCGGAGCUCACUUUCCUUCACGAGAAAUUAUUCGAAGCUCGCAGCGAAAACGAAUUGUUGUUCGAGAGGACAUUAAAUUCGAUCGUGCAAUCGCAUUCGGAACUCAAGACUAGCCAUUUUACUACGCACCACCGGCAGGCAAUAAAAUCGAUACGGGCCUUUGUCCGGGUGCUUGUUCGUGAAAUGGAGUCCGCGGGCUGGGAUUUGGACUCUGCCGCGAGCUUGAUCGAGCCCGGAGUCUCGUUCUGGAGGCGGGCCCACAAGUGCUUCGCGUUCGAGUCCUACGUUUGCCGGCAUAUGUUUGACGGGUUCGAAAAAAGCGAUUCUUCGAAAUUUGCUUCGUUUUGCCGGGAGAAAUAUUUGAAGCUCGUGCACCCGAGAAUGGAGGCAUCGUUUUUCGGGAAUUUGGAGCAGAGGGAGCUCGUGGGGUCUGGGCAGGGUUUUCCCGAGACGGGUUUUUUCUCGGCAUUUUGCCAGAUGGCAAAAUGCGUGUGGCUCUUGAAGUGUUUGGGCUCGAGUUUCGAGCCGGAGGAGGCAACGGUUUUUCGGGUGGCGAAGGGGAGCCGGUUUUCGGAGGUUUAUAUGAAGAGUUUGAGCGACGAGGCUUUCUUGGUGUCGGGUUCGGGCGGGUCGGGAGGGUAUCCUCGGGUGGCGUUCACGGUGGUGCCCGGGUUUCGGGUCGGUAAGACGGUGGUUCAGAGUCAGGACUUGGGGUAG